UUUUUCUUUUCCCCUUUUCUCUCCCUUCUCUCCUCCUUCUGCCCUUCUCCAGAUCUGCGUGUGGUUUUGCUCGGAAGCCUUUGAGCUUCCGAGGUUUUGAUGCUUGAGCCGCCGGGCUUCCCGGCCACUCAAGCAUGCUGGAGCCGCUCUGUGCUCCCUCCUCCGAUGACCCUUCCGGGUCUGUCGGCUUUUGGGUCCCUUCCGGUGACCCCUUUUGGUUGUUUUUUUGUUUUUCUUGUUUGUUUGUUUUACGUUCUGUUCUUGUAUAGUUUCUUUUUCAGAUCUGGCGACCCUCGGCUUUAUCCUGUAGAUUUGGGAGGUGCUCGCUGUUUCUCCAGUUCUGGCCACCGCCGGACUGGAUCUCUGCCGCGGCGUCCUGGAGAUCUUGCGCCAUCCUCACCGGAGUAGUUUGAAGGGUGUCCCAUGGCUGGAUCGGUCGACCUCAGGUUGCUCGAGUGAUUUUUUCACCUCCUUUCCUCCCACGCACCGGGCCU
Molecule: messenger RNA, 494 nt
Organism: Rubroshorea leprosula
Lineage: Eukaryota; Viridiplantae; Streptophyta; Magnoliopsida; Malvales; Dipterocarpaceae
Source: the annotation of a GenBank genome assembly